This is a messenger RNA of Zychaea mexicana, 633 nucleotides long. RefSeq names its product CDK-activating kinase assembly factor MAT1-domain-containing protein. NCBI's taxonomy places the organism in Eukaryota, Fungi, Mucoromycota, Mucoromycetes, Mucorales, Lichtheimiaceae. The transcript is spliced from 4 exons. Gene Ontology annotation, cellular component: transcription factor TFIIH holo complex. Gene Ontology annotation, biological process: regulation of cyclin-dependent protein serine/threonine kinase activity; regulation of transcription by RNA polymerase II; DNA repair. Bases 1 to 633 code for a protein of 210 amino acids. The record is from RefSeq and is a predicted model, not a curated record.
AUGGUUAAAUCAGCUUUCAAUUUGAUGAACGAGGUGGAUGUUGCGGAGACCGAGGCUAGAAUCACGGCAUAUGAGAUGGAAAACAAAGACAGUAUAGCAGCAAAUGAGGCUAGAAUGGCUAAUGAGCAGCGAUACAUGAGCUAUCAAGACCAACUUGAAAAGCAACAACGAGAACAGAAACGCGAAGAGUAUUUGAUGCUGCUUGAAGAAGAACGUCGGCAGAAAGAACACGAAAAAGCAGAGAUCAUUAGAGAACUGGCAACAUCAAACAAAUCAGCACAGGCCGUUCUCGCCACACGUCAUUCUAUCACACUCAAGAGGUCAUCCGCUCUGCGACAACAGUCUGAAAGUAGCAGCCCGGCCAGACUGGCCAUGCCCUCCUGGAUCACAACUGCGAUGGAGACCGAUACCGAGAUGCGGGAUUCUGAGGCAAAGGACUUUGAUCCGUUUGAAUAUCAGUACGAAUUUGCAACCGGAUUCGAAGUUCGUGACAGUUACGAUGACCCAUCAACCGAAUAUCUUCACAGUAACAAACGAGCACGUGCUGGUGGAUAUGUUGCAAAAUACGCUUUUGACCGAGCGCUGAGCGAUGCAUUCACAGGAAUCGCUUGCAUGCCGUUGGAAGGCAAUUGA